Molecule: messenger RNA, 859 nt
Organism: Vicia villosa (hairy vetch)
Lineage: Eukaryota; Viridiplantae; Streptophyta; Magnoliopsida; Fabales; Fabaceae
Product: F-box protein PP2-B13-like
Exons: 3
Source: RefSeq, a predicted model, not a curated record
GAAAGAGUAUGAAAAUUCGGAUCAAUCUUCGGUAUAUGGUGAGUCGAAUAAAAAUAGUGAUGACAAUGAUAAUGUUAACAAGAAACGUUCUCCUGCUAAAGUGUUAUGGUCCUUGCGAAUAAUUUCAAGGUUCAAGAGACUUUUUGCUAAUGCGAGUGAUGCAAAGAAUAUUCGAUGUCAUCCUUAUUGUAGAUUGAGGAAAGCUUUUAACGGAGAGUUGGAGUUCGAAAUCGCUCAUAAGCCUUUAAUGGGUCGUGAAGUUUAUCAACAACAAGAACAUGGUAUUGUUGUCUUUGGAAAUAAUAAAAAAGGUCUCGUUGAGAGAAAUAUUUGGAAAAAGAGGUCGGUGUUAUUUGAUUUUCCAUAUAGGUGUAGCCAAGAUGUGGUUGCUGAGCUGAGAACAAUGAACUGGUUAGAAAUACAAGGCAAAAUCAGAACGAAUAUUCUAACUCCAGACAAGUUAUAUGGAGCAUAUUUAGUAAUGAAAGUUUCUCAUCGAGCUUAUGGACUUGACUCUACUCCUUCAGAAAUAUCAAUUAGGAAAGGAGAGAUGGUAAAGAGAGGGAAAGCAUAUACGUGUACUAAAGAUGAGAAUAAGUCUAAUUUGGAGACAUUUUUUUAUGGAAAUAGAAGAAACAGAAUGGUUCAAGAACAAGAAGAUGGAGAGAAUGUUGGAGUGCCAUGUAAAAGAGAAGAUGGGUGGAUGGAAAUUGAGAUAGGUGAAUUUUUGAGUGGUGAAGGUGAUGAAGAAGAGAUUGAAAUGAGUGUUGCUGAAGUUGGUCAUCAGUUGAAAGGAGGACUUGUUCUUGAAGGCAUUGAAGUGAGGCCUAAACAUGCAUAAUGUUGAAUGUGUGUAUAG